This is a messenger RNA of Paramecium primaurelia, 895 nucleotides long. The record is from the annotation of a GenBank genome assembly. NCBI's taxonomy places the organism in Eukaryota, Ciliophora, Oligohymenophorea, Peniculida, Parameciidae.
AUGAGGAUUUUAAUAAACAAUGAUCAAGAUAAGAAUUGUAAAUAAUAUCCAAGAUUAAUUGCUAAAGACAGUUCAGAAAAUCAAUAAGUCAAAUUCUAAAAAAUUGAAUUUUACAAUAAAUUACAUAAGUAAGUAAAACCAAGUGUAGUUUUGAAAUCCUUACAUAAAACCAAUAAUGAAAUUCAUAGUUAUUAAUUAAUUAAGAUUUCACAUGAUUUGCAAAGACAAAGAAGAAAAAGCUACAAUGAAGGCUCUAUUUCAUAAAAAAUUGUAAGUGAUUUAGUUUAUUCUAAAGUUGAAUAUAGAUAUUAAAUACCCUAGAACUAUUAUAUAAUAGCAUCAAUUUUUAGAUAGAGUCAAAGAUCUUAGAAGAAGAGCAAUAUAAGGUAGAAUGAAAACCAAAUUUCAGAAAUCGUUUAAGAAGAUAGAUACACCAAAUACAAGCCAAUUCCAUCCUUUGAAUCAUUCUAGUUCUAAUAAGGAUUCUCAUUAUGAUAGCAUGUAGGAUAUCAAAGUUCUAAGGACAUUUACCAAGGAUCGCACUUACUACUAACGACCAUUGGAAAAAAAAUGUUCUGAUUUGAUAUCAGAUUCCCCAAGUGAACCUAGUAUUUAAUUACAGUAAACAAGAAAACAUAUAGUUUUUGCACCUAAAUAAAAACAGUAUGUUUUACUGUAAUUAAAUAAAUACAAACAUAAACCUUAUGAAUAAAUUAAACGAGAUUCCAUCAUAAAAUUUCUAUCAGAAACAAAGGAAACUCGAAUUUAUACAGCUCCUUAGACAGCUCCCCUAUUUUAACAUAGACUUCAACCUUAUUUCGCUAUAUAAAAGAAAGUUAAUCUAAAAAAAUCUAGCUUUACAUCUUCUUCAUAAAGAGUAAAAACAAUAAUGUGA